AUGGCCAACAGACUCCCCCUUGUGGCAAUCUCGCUCGGCUUCUGCGCCGUGGUCUGGCAACUGUUUCUGCGAGACGCCCUGUUCAACGGCAUGGGACUCGGUCGGACCGUGCAGCCCGUCACAGACUUCCCAUACCGAUGCCACCGAGUGAGCGGCGAUGCAAACAUCCAGGCCUGCGAAGACAUGUGGCUGGACCAGAGAUCCAGAACGCUGUAUCUGGCGUGCUCGGACGCGCUGGCGAGGAAGGAGUGGAUGCCAAAUAUUCAUCGCUUCAAUGCCUCCGGGAGAGCGUUGCAUGACCAUGUAGUCGCGAUGGAUAUUGACAGCCCGACCGGCUCAGGAGGCUACGCUUAUCGCGUACUCAAGAUGCAAGGGUUUCCCGGCGUGCAUGGCGAUGGUCGAAUCCACGUCGUCGGCAUGACUGGGACUACCUCUGCAGAUGGCUCGGAUGUUCGGUUGUGGUUGAUCAACGCGCGUCCUUCGGUUGAUCCAGAGACGGGAGAAUUGCUCGACAACGCGGUCGUGGGGGGAAACUCGACCAUUGAAGUUUUCGCGACUGAACCGGGUUCUGAUAGUAUGAAGCAUGUCAAGACAUAUGCUGACCCCCAGAUUGCAACGCCCAACAACGUCGCUGUGAUGCCAGAUGGCGGGUUCUUCUUUACGAACGAUCACGGUCCGCACAAGGUUGGCCUGCAACAUCAUCUAUCUGCCUUUAUAGGCACAGGAGAUGUCUCGUAUUGCAGCGCGGCCGGUGUGUGCAAGAAGGUCGCCUCUGGGUUCAAGUUCCCCAACGGACUCCAUCUCGGGAGCGACGGCCUUGUCUAUGUGCCCAGCGCGGCCGUGGGAGGCAUCACCGUGUUCAAACCGAAUCCGGACGGUUCGGUGGUCAGGGUGCACAGCAUCGACCUCGAUUAUCCCAUCGACAACCUCUCUGAGGAUGCCAAUGGAGACAUCUUCGCCGCGACUCUGCCUAAAUCGAUGAAGACAUUGGCCGCCUUUGACGACCCGCUCAAUCCAAAGAGCGCCCCGGCAACUGUAUGGCGGGUUCGCAGGUUGAACAGAGAGAUUGCGGGCAGAUACAAGUAUGAGCUGACGAAAAUCAUCGAGGACGCUGAGGGAGAGGUAUUGCCCGGCAUGACGACUGUGAUCCAUGAUGCGCGGACGGGUACAUUGUUCAUGAGUGGGGUUGUGUCACCGUUUAUCACCGUGUGCAAGAAGGUCUGA
This is a messenger RNA of Fonsecaea multimorphosa CBS 102226, 1224 nucleotides long. RefSeq lists its product as uncharacterized. The coding region runs from base 1 to 1224 and encodes 407 amino acids. The transcript is spliced from 4 exons. NCBI's taxonomy places the organism in Eukaryota, Fungi, Ascomycota, Eurotiomycetes, Chaetothyriales, Herpotrichiellaceae. The record is from RefSeq and is a predicted model, not a curated record.